AUGCCGAAAGGCCCGUUCGCCUCAUCCGUCGGCUGUGGCCGCGCCGAGCCGGAGUGGGCGUCGCUCAACCUGGUCAAGGAGACGGUCGGCAUCGACUCGAUCGAGGAAAAGGGAGAGAAGUCGGAGGCGCCGCUCGACCUCCCGACAGACGUCAAGUCUGGGAACCUCGAGACGGCGCCAAAGAAGGUGGACCUGCUGAUCGUGGGGGCCGGCCUCUCGGGAGCAGUCAUCGCCGAGCGCGCCUCGAAAGAGCAGGGCUUGACCUCGCUGGUGAUUGACGUGCGUGACCACAUCGGAGGCAACUGCUACGACUAUGUGGACGAGCACGGGAUCCGCACGUCCAAGUACGGCGCCCACUUGUUCCACACCAAGUUCGAGCGCGUGUGGGAGUACGUGCAGCAGUUCUCAAGGUGGAUCCCGUUUGACCACCGCGUCAAGGGGCAGGUGCCGGACAAGGACGGCGUCAAGCGGCUGGUGCCCAUCCCGCCGACGCAGGAGACGGUCAACACGCUCUUCGGCGAGACAGUCGCGUCCGAGGAGGAGAUGCAGGCGUGGUACGACGCUGAGCGCGCGGCCAACGGGGAGGAGGCGGCACUCUCGCGUGUGGGGCCGCGGCUGUACGAGCGGAUCUUCAAGCACUACACCAAGAAGCAAUGGGACAAGUACCCGGCCGAGCUCGACGCGUCGGUGCUGAUGCGGCUGCCGUGCCGCACGACCACCGACGACCGCUACUUUGGCGACCAGUGGCAGGCGCUGCCUCUGCACGGCUACACGCGCAUCUUCGAAAACAUGCUGCUCCACGACCCAAACAUCACGCUGCGGCUGGGCGUCGACUACUUCAAGGAGAGGGCGGCGGGCACGCUGCCCGACUAUGGCAUGCUCGUGGACACGGGCAUGCUUGUGUACACGGGCCCGAUCGACGCAUACUUUGCGCAGCAGGGCAUGCCCAAGCUCGAGUACCGCUCGAUCCGCUUCGAGGAGGUCUGGGUGCCCGAGCCCGAGGAGGGCUACUUCCAGGAGGCGAUGGUGGUUAAUUACCCGUCCGCCGACGUGCCGUACACGCGCAUCGUCGAGUACAAGCACGUGCCCAACCAGCCCGAGGCGGUCAAGAACGGGGAGGUCAAGGGGACGCUCAUUGCGAGGGAGUACUCGUCCGCCGAGGGCGACCCGUACUACCCGGUGCCCAACCCGGAGAACCGCGCGCUGUACGAGCGCUACCGCGCGCUGGCCGAGGCGGAGGACCACGUCUGCUUCGUCGGCCGGCUCGCCUCGUACAAGUACUUCAACAUGGACCAGGCCAUCCUCAACGCGCUCGAGAUCUACGACAACUACAAGGAGCAAGGCAAGUUCGCCCCAAAGCGGCGCCCAGAGGAGUUUGGCCCUGGAGAUGGUCCCAAGUGA
Emiliania huxleyi CCMP1516 is the source of this 1401-nucleotide messenger RNA. RefSeq lists its product as hypothetical. Gene Ontology annotation, molecular function: flavin adenine dinucleotide binding; UDP-galactopyranose mutase activity. Bases 1 to 1401 code for a protein of 466 amino acids. The record is from RefSeq and is a predicted model, not a curated record. The transcript is spliced from 7 exons. NCBI's taxonomy places the organism in Eukaryota, Haptophyta, Isochrysidales, Noelaerhabdaceae.